Anopheles gambiae (African malaria mosquito) is the source of this 9725-nucleotide messenger RNA. RefSeq names its product collagen alpha-1(XI) chain. The record is from RefSeq and is a predicted model, not a curated record. Gene Ontology annotation, molecular function: extracellular matrix structural constituent. The transcript is spliced from 13 exons. NCBI's taxonomy places the organism in Eukaryota, Metazoa, Arthropoda, Insecta, Diptera, Culicidae. Bases 346 to 6057 code for a protein of 1903 amino acids.
CGACAGCUUCAUAACGCACCCGGCAGUAAAAGCCCAUGCGCAGCCCGACUUCCGAUCAGUCGGUGAUCGUUGUUCGUGGCCUGCAGAUCGGAGUGUCCGGUGCCGUGAAAAUGAAAUCAUCCGACACCGGAAGCGACAGAGAUGUAAUGUUUGACGAGUAAACGUCCUCAAAAAUUAAUCGUUUAUUAAAUGUGCGUUAGUGCUUGCGGUUGGAGUAAAGUGAAAAGCGUAAAGCUAUUGACAGGUUUAAUCACAGGGAGGAAUAAAAAUCACGUUAAAUAACGGCUGCGUGUGUAUGCGCCGGGAGUGGAAUUUUUCGUUCCGUUCCGAGGCGCUAUAGAGGACAUGCAGCAGACGCAUCCACAGUACGUCGGCGUGUCCUUUCAACGGCCCCGGGGGCGAAGGAAGCGACACACGAUGAGCAUCCCGAGCUGGCGGCAUGGUUUGCGGCGGGUGACAUCGUCACUGUUGGCCCUGUUGAUCGUGGGCGUUGUCGCCAGUGGGCUAGUGGUAUAUGCAGCUGCCGAACCACGAACGGAUGGUCUCGUCGACAUGAUUGAGCAGUUCGGGAUGCCGACCCUUCCGUCCGGUGUUUCCCCCACGACCGGGAUGUGCAACGGCAGCCGCAACCAGUACCAGCCCCAUCCGGAACCGGCCUACAGCAUGAACCAAGACACGGUACUCAGCAUACCGACGAUCGAAAGCUUUCCGGACGGGUUUCCGCUCGAUUUUUCGCUGCUGGUAACGCUACGGGCCAGCCCAAACCUCGAGCGAGCGCCACUGUUUGCGGUGUAUUCGAGCGAUUCGGACGAGAUACUGAUGCUGAUGGUUGGGCGGGAUGUGGCCCUGUACUACUACGACGGCAAUCCGGAGGAUGACGAGCAGGACCAGUACCAGAACAUGGUCAGCUUCGGUGUGAACAUCGACGACGGACGGUGGCAUCGGUUGGGCGUGAGCGUGAAGGGUAACUCGGUAACGCUGAUCCUGGACUGUGGUACACAGAUUACGCGUCCGCUGAACCGAAGGCCUGGUGUGCAGCUGGUGACCGAUGGGCUCAUCCUGACUGGGGUGCAGCUGAACGAGGAGAAUGGAUUCUUUACGGGUGAUCUCCAACUCUUCAUGAUCGCAAACACACCGGAUGAGGCGUACAACAUCUGCACCAAAUAUGCUCCAGACUGUCUGGGUGGAUCCGGUGGAGCAUCAACAUCUUCCGGUGGGUCUUCGGGAUCUUCCUCCACAGUAACACGCACCGUUACGAUACAAAGCACACGGACGGUAUCUAACGGUACUGCAGGUGGAUCAACAAGUCGUACUCAGAGUAGCAGCAGUUCCAGCUCUAGCUCUAGUUCUAGUGCUAGUGGAAGAGCUUCCUCACAAGCGGGUGGUGCCAGCAUUCGUGAUCAGGUGCUGCGAGAGUCAGUAUCCGUUGCAGGUGGAAGUGGUAGUAGUUCAGGAAAUUCGCGAUCGAAACAGGCAUCAGCUGUAGCUGCUAGUUCGGGAGGUUCCGGAAGAGACUUCGUUGAUCUGUACGGUGAUGGCGAAGGUCUGGAAGUGAUUGGAGAUGAUGAUGACUACUACAAUAAUCUGGAGUUUGGUGGAGAUCUUAGUCGAGUGAAUACUGCCGAGACUGGUGCACGAAAUCGAACGGCUGCCGCUAGUCCAGGAGCGUACGAUCAGCUGCGUCCUGGGGUGCUUCCUCUGCCCGAUCCAGAGUACGAUGCUUCCGCCGGAGGAGAUCCAAGAUUGAGUGGUGCUGGAGGUCCAACUGGAAGUCCUCGCGAUGGUACGGAGAACCGUACCAGGACAGAACCCGGCAAUGGUUAUGGUCCAGAGUUUGAGGAAGAAGAGGACCGAUCAGUUGGAUUUCCUGCCCAAUCUACCGUUACCAUCGUGGGAGGUGUGAAGACCAUUCGAGGACCUCGUGGACCUCCGGGAGAACCUGGUCCGAAAGGUGAUCCGGGUCGCGAUGGAUUGAACGGACAAUCAGGACCUCCGGGACCACCGGGCCAUGUGUUCAUGAUGCCACUGACCUCAGCUGGCAAUGAAAAGGGACCUGACUCGCAGGCAGAAGCACUAAGACAGAUGCUGUCCCAGCAUAUGACGGCGAUGCGCGGUGCCGACGGUCCGAUGGGUUUGACCGGAGUGCCAGGGUCUGUAGGACCACCGGGUCCUGAGGGUGCCAAAGGAGAACCGGGCGAUGUUGGUGAACCGGGACCGAUUGGACCUCGCGGAGGUGUCGGAGCGAAAGGACGCGAGGGACGUCGUGGCCGAUCCGGACGAGACGGCGAACGAGGAGCAACCGGGUUGCAAGGUGUCAAGGGAGAGCAAGGCCCUAUCGGACUUCCCGGCUUCCCGGGCGAGAAAGGUGAAAGGGGCCGGCAGGGUGCGUCUGGAGAGAAGGGAAGCCAAGGACACGAUGGCGCACAAGGCGAAGACGGUCCGCCAGGAUUGCCCGGUAUGCCCGGUGAACUAGGACCGCGUGGAUUCACAGGUCCACGUGGAUUUCCCGGCCCAUCGGGGAAUCCCGGUCUUCCCGGGUCUGAAGGUAUACCAGGCUCCAAAGGAAACCCAGGCCCCCAGGGUCAACCGGGUGCACCAGGUCAAACAGGCUCGACCGGCCCGGUAGGUCCACCGGGACCGCAAGGAAAUCUUGGACCACCGGGCAUUCCCGGCCCACAUGGAAAACCGGGCCUUCCCGGACUUCCCGGAGCUGAUGGUCCACCCGGUCGUGACGGUAAUCCAGGUAUCGCCGGACCGAAAGGCGAUGUAGGACCACAGGGCGUUCAGGGUCCGAUAGGAUUCCCGGGCAACCGGGGGCCGAAGGGUGACGAUGGUGAACGAGGCUCUGCCGGUGAUAAGGGCGAAAAGGGUGAGCAGGGACACGAUGGCGAUAAGGGCGAUAUGGGAACGCCGGGAGAACGAGGCCAUCCUGGAGUGACGGGAGCACCGGGAUCGGAAGGACCCGAGGGACCGAAAGGUUUCGAGGGACCGCGCGGUGAGACGGGCAUGAUGGGACUGACCGGCGACAAGGGCAAACAGGGCGUGCAGGGUUUCCCGGGCUAUCCGGGACCGCCGGGCGACAAGGGCGACAAGGGUUCGUUCGGGAUGGCCGGCCUGCCUGGUGAAAAGGGCGAACGGGGCAAUACAGGACUUCAAGGCGAGCGUGGCGAAGUUGGACCAAGAGGAUUCCGUGGACCCCGCGGAAGACGCGGUGCUGAUGGAGCUACCGGCCCCAAAGGAGACACCGGUCAGCCAGGCUCACCGGGCGCACAGGGAGAAAUCGGCAUGCAAGGACCGGAAGGACCUCGUGGCUUUAUCGGACUUCCAGGGCCACCGGGCAAUAAUGGCAAGGAUGGACCCCCGGGCGCUUCCGGCGAACGUGGACCACCGGGUGAAAACGGAAAUCCAGGCCCCAUCGGUGCUCCCGGUGUUGUAGGACCGCAAGGACCGACGGGUGAGCCAGGACCGGUGGGAGAACCGGGCAUACCGGGGUUGCCUGGCCUUCCAGGUGAACCGGGCGUACCAGGCGACACUGGCAAGGAAGGACAAUCCGGACCACCUGGACCUCCUGGCAAGAAUGGCCCACAGGGAGGUCAGGGUCUGCCAGGAUUCCCGGGCGAACGAGGCAUGAUGGGAAUGCCGGGACUUCCCGGUCUAAAGGGAGAGCUUGGACUGCCCGGACUGCCGGGACCAAUCGGUGACAAGGGCCAACCCGGAGAGCCCGGUAAGGAAGGUCCGCCCGGAGCGGAAGGACGUCCAGGACCGCCCGGACCACCGGGUCCAGGAGGAGCAAAGGGUGAGCGGGGUGAGCAGGGACUGGUUGGACCGGUCGGACGGGACGGUUUGCCCGGACAGCGUGGUUUAGCUGGACCUCCUGGCCCUGUGGGGCCACCGGGCGAGGACGGCGACAAGGGUGACAUGGGCCCGCCGGGCGAGAAGGGUUUCAAGGGUGCCCAAGGUGAAGCGGGACCUGUUGGUUCCCCCGGAUCACAAGGAAGUCGAGGAGAACCGGGAGCCGUUGGACCACAAGGCGAAAAGGGACCUCCAGGAGAGAUUGGACGCACUGGACCGAAGGGUGAGGAUGGACCGACCGGGUUGCCUGGAUCACCAGGACCAGCGGGACCGCAGGGCAUGCCUGGACCUCCGGGUAUGAAGGGAGGCCGAGGUGACGAUGGUCCUCCAGGAUCGAUUGGACCGGCCGGACCACCAGGAGAACCGGGUCGUCGUGGACCACGUGGUGCUGAGGGUGGUCCUGGAGCUCCAGGAUCUCCUGGGCCGCAGGGAAUUGCCGGCGAACCCGGUACACAAGGACCCCCUGGACCAAUCGGACCCGAGGGCAAGGAGGGCGAGAAAGGAUCGAUCGGACCGAAGGGAGAGGAAGGAAAGUCUGGACCACCGGGUCCUCCAGGCAAACGAGGGCAGCCAGGUUUGGAAGGACCGAAGGGAGUUGCUGGUCCACCAGGAUUCCCGGGUAAUCCGGGUGAGCCGGGACUUGUGGGACCGAAAGGCGAUGUAGGAAAGGACGGAGACGACGGAAAGCAAGGUGAACCAGGAUUGCCUGGUGAGCCAGGACCACCAGGACCUGCCGGAGAAAUUGGACCCCCAGGAAAGCUGGGACCCGAAGGCCCAGCUGGACUGCAAGGAACGACAGGAUUGGCGGGCGAAAAGGGCGACCGUGGAUUGCCAGGUCCUCAAGGAAAUCAGGGACUCACCGGCCCUCAAGGAAUGCCUGGACCGCAAGGUCCACCAGGUCUACGAGGGUCUCCAGGACCAUCGGGCGAAAUUGGUCCCGUAGGUAAACCGGGCGAAAGUGGAGCACCGGGCAAGGCGGGCGAAGUCGGCACCAAGGGCCCGAAAGGUGAUCGCGGGCGGCGUGGCCUGAAAGGACAUCGCGGUGAGCUUGGACUUGUUGGGCUCAAGGGUGACGCCGGCGAGAAGGGUGACAAGGGCGUCCGUGGACUGCCCGGUCCGGAAGGCUCCAAGGGCGAACCGGGCCCGGUUGGACCGCUGGGGCUGAAGGGUAACGAUGGACCACAGGGACCGCCUGGAAACGAUGGUCCCCUGGGACCGAAAGGCACGGAAGGUGUGGCAGGCCUGCGGGGAGAACCAGGACCUCCCGGACCACCGGGGCCGCCCGGACCGCCAGCCGAUGCACCACUCAUCCCACCGGAGCUGCUGUUCCGCAUGAACGAGUUCACCAUGACCAAGGGCGAAGAUCGACAGAAACGUGAGGCUGGCGAUGGGGCGGCAACGGAGCUGGACGACGAGCUGCUCGAGGUGGACGACUUCGACGAGGAGAUACUGAAGGUGGAACCACGCAAGAAGAGCAAAAAGAAGAAGACAAAGUCGAAGGCGUCGGAUUUGGGACCGAAGUUCCUGGACAUGUACAGCUCGAUCUACUCGAUGCGCCAGGAGCUGGAUCGGAUACGGAAACCGGUCGGUACGCGGGAGAAUCCGGCCCGUACGUGUCGCGAUCUGCACCAUGGACAUCCUCAGUUUAAGGAUGGCUGGUACUGGAUCGAUCCCAACCUCGGCAUGGGAGACGACGCGGUGUACGUGUUCUGUAACAUGACGGCGGCAGGCGAAACUUGCGUCUUCCCGGACAUUCACAGCUCGCAGAUGCCGACGAUACCGUGGCGCAAGGAGAACGACAAAACCGAUUGGUACUCGAACCUGCGCGGAGGUUUCAGGAUAUCGUACGAAACGGUUGGCACCGUGCAGAUGACCUUCCUGCGGCUGCUUUCACAGGAAGCGUACCAGAACUUUACGUACGCCUGCAUGAACAGUGUCGCGUGGUACAGCACGAAAGAUGAAAGCUACGACAACGCGAUACGGUUUCUGGGCGAGAACGAGAUCGACAUUGGGUAUGACAAUUCGAAGAUCAAACCUACCGUCUUGGUGGACGGCUGCAAGACGGGCCGGAGCAAGAGCGAAACGGUGUUUGAGGUACGCACGCCGAAGCUGCAGUAUCUGCCCAUUAUCGACUUCUACCCCGUUGACUACGGACUGCCGCAGCAAGCGUUCGGUUUCCAGGUGGGGCCAGUUUGCUUUAAAUGACAGAGCUUCGAUCGAUUAACUACAAAAGGAAAAGGAUAUUUUUAUCAUCGUUAAACAUGUAUAUGAUUUGUGAGGUAAUCGGAGCAUAGUUGUAGGUUUAAGAUUAGUAUUUAAAAGAUUAAAAAAGACACACACACACAACGCGCGAAGAAAGACGAAGAGGAAUCGAGGAUAGGAUAAGAACAUCGAGAUAGUAUUUAGAAUGAUAAGAACGAACAUUUACCGAUAGGACUGAGCACAUUUGUUAGUCAGGAGAGGAAUCGACCGAUGAUCAGAGGGAAUAGCAAUCACACACCUUCCAAUCAUUGUCACCAUUGUUGUUAGACCUGUUCUAAGAUGUACAUAGAUAUCUUUCCCCAUUCCACACAUUUUUAGAAAAAAAAACACACACACAAAUACGCGCACGUGCAUUAGAGAAAAAAAAGGAUUUAGAAAGGAGGAGCAGCACAAUGUAUAGAACAGCGAACACCACGAAAAGCUAAGUGAUGCUCCAGGCACUGCCAAAGAUCGUUUGUUGUUGGAGAAUAAAUUAUCAAAGGAUAUGAAACAAACAUUAGAAAGUAUUUGAAAAACAAAACGCUUAAAAUGCGAUGAAAUAUUUCAACCAAAUCGUGAAACGCUUCCACAUCACAUUCGCGGUGAAACGCUUCAAGCGACAUCUGGUGGUAUUUGUGCUCAGCCUGGCUGUAAUGGUGUAAUGAAAGUGGUUCUCAAUAUUCAUUUUUAAAACUCCUUUUUACACGUAACUCUACAUAAACAGUGCUAACGUUCGGAUGAGACCAUUUUCGCUUCAAAACUACCUCCACCGAGGGAAAUAAAAUGAACCGCGCUACACCACUUUUUUUUUUCUUCAAUAUUAAUUACGAGCUGUAACUCUAUCAUUGAGCCUCCGGAGUUCAGAUUUGUUGGUUUGUGUAUAUUUUGUUUUACUUUAUCCGCAUCCCGUGUAUAUGUCUCCACGCGCCCUUUGACAUUACCGUAUGGUGUAAGUUUACCUAGUACGAAUUACACACGUCCCCAUUCCGCUUACUUACUAACAUCUUAUUAGCAGGUGUUUAGCGAACCUCUCAGCGUACGGAGAUGAUCUCGAGGCUUUGCAUGAUUGGUUUCUGUUCUCUCUCUCUCUAUCUUGUCGUCUUGUUCAUUUUAUGUUUUGCGCACAGCUUAGAAUUUUAACUACCAUGAAAACACGCUCGCGAGGAGGAGCAAACGAAAACUCUCGCGCACUCAGCAAACAAACAGCACAAUGGUUCGAAAUGCAUUUCUCUUUGUUUUUUUUUUUAGCUGCAACUACAUUAAACACGAUGAAAUAUGUUAUUACCUCUACUUGUGUGUAUGUACUACCUAAACAACGCAUCAGUCAGCGCUAUAUAAGAGAAAACAAUCAAUUGCUACCAAAGUUUUUGAAUGGUAUUUUUGUAUUCGAAGUUGAGAAAUGUUGUAAUGAUUAUUUUUCCUAACCGUUUUUUUAAAUUUAUUUCUUCUUGGUUGAUUUCCUGCUAUUAGGCUGAAUUAUUUGAUUACGCUCUAGUUACGUUCACUGCUUGCUUAUGUGUGUGUGUUUGCUAUGCAUUGCUGUCGCGCCUUGAGCUUUGAAAACGUUUACUUGCAAAUAUGAUACAUGCCUAGGAUGCACACUCAUAAACUGGAUGGAGACAUUACGCUGUAUGUAUGUGUGCUGUUGGUUGCCACUGUUCAUCAUUUUUCCCUGCUGGUGCUUCUUUACAACUUUACAUUGCAAUUGAUUCUAUUCGUAACUGCACUCUGUGUUAGAACAGUUCCAACAAAUCUCCUUUCGCUUUCCUAUCAACUAGAGUUAGUGACACGCGACGCAGUGUUGCACUUCGUUUACUCUUUACAUACAGCAGCUGUUGUGUGUGUGUGUUUGUUAUACCAGUUAAUUAUAUACACUGAACAAAGGAAAUAAAUAAAACAUUUAAUCUGGUUUGAGAAAGGGACAACAGAGCAACAUUCUUUCUUUAGAAAAAAAAACAAAUACCAUGCUUGCACGCGUUCUUCCACGCAAUCAAAGCUUAAAGUUUGGAUAAUAAAAGGCUAUAAUUUUGUCUUACUGUAUGACCCUAGGAUGACCUGAUUAUUCAAACACUUUGAUUACCUAAAGGAUCCAGUGCUAGGAACAUAAACGGUGCGUGCAAAAGUAAUACAAAACCAACCACUACUACCCUAAAGCACAGCGAUUGCAUUCAUUUUUCGCAGCUGAUUUUACAAAGUAAUAAUUAUAAUUAAAAAAAAAAACAUUCUUGAAACAUAAACAAAUUUCAUUUGCUUUCUUCACAUUUUUUUACGUUAACUGGAACGAAUUAUAAAAGGUAAAAGAAAUAAGAUUAAAACUAAUGAUACUACAGUAAUAAAGUAAUAUAAUCGCUCUCUGCUAUCAGUGCAACACACAUAUACAGUGUUUUUUGUUGUUGUUGCUUUUUCUUUUCCUGUGUCCUAACGAUGCGCAACCACAAUCUCAAGAGUAAGGGAGCUGUCCCUUUUUCUUGUUUGUUUUUAUUUUCACCAGCGGUGUCCUCCCAUCCCCUCGGGGAGCACGUGAAGAGGGCGGAGGGAUUCGUUUGUGUUGUUAUUGUUUAUUACGUCUCUUUCUUACUUGCAGGCUAUGUUCCUGUUGUUCGCUCCUCACUACAUAUUACUUGCCCGAUUUUUACGCUUUGUUCUUUUCAAUCAAUUCUUCCAAAGCAGUUGCAACUCACAAUUGUUUCUUCGCCACUUUAUGCGCUCGUUUUUACGCUACAUCACACGCUAAGCUACUUUUCAACGUAACGGCGGCACCGAUUGGAAACGUUUGUACAGAAACACAAAAAAAGAGGCACACACACACAAAGAAAAAAAACUGCACACAAUCCUAACUAUAAAAUCCGUUAAAAAAUACCACCCAAGUAGCAGUAAAUGUGUGUAGCAGCAGCCGCAGCAGCAGCAGCAGCAGGUUACAUGCUAGCACAGGAUUUUAAGCAUAAAGAAGAAUUCAAAUUAAAAAAAACUCUUUAACCCGUUAAAGUUUAUCACAACGUAAUGGCUUAUGGUAUUUGCUUCUUCUUCUUCUUCUUUCUCUAUUCUGAUCUAAUGGUGUUUGCUGUGCUUGUGUCCCUGUUUAGACAAGAUGUAUCGUACGGAAUCAAACUGCGAAAGAACAUUUGGAAGAGAGUGAACUGAUUUAAAACAAUGGUUGAUUACCGAAAUCCUUUCCCGCCCUUUCAUCACACCUCCCUUUUCACGAUGCGUUUUUUUUUUAUGCACACGAACAAUUUCUUAGGUGUGCUAGCCUAACCAAACUGCUUGCUUUGCAAUGUAUCGCACGGUGCGGAGGGGUUUCUUGUGUGUUUUUGAUAAGAAAUUGCUGCUUCUUCAUUGAACCUGACGUCACUAUUGCUCUCUGCUUGGAUGCAGACAAUGCCAAUAUGAGCGCAUUUUGUAUCGCUUUUUGCUGCUGUUAGUAAACAUUCACGGUGGUCACGGAGAAAGGAUACGGAAGUGAAAAACUAAACCCUCGAGACCAUACACUUUACAUACACAUACAGGCAGAUAUCGCACAUACAAACACACACAUACAUAAAAUCACACAUACGAGGGAGAAAGUUUUUCACAAUAUCGUACAUACGUACGGCGGACAACAAAAAGGCAAACGAAACAAAAAAAAAAGAAAA